AAUGCGCGGCCGAAGGACGCGUCGGGCUGAGUUUCGCGCCGAGCCGUAGGAGGUUAUCGGGCACCCGGCGUCUCUGGACGAGGAAGAUGCUGCCGAUCAGGAAGACCGCGAAACAGGGCAAAAGGGGUAUUCUAGAGCGCUUGGAUGCUGGAGAAAUUGUGAUUGGAGAUGGAGGAUUUGUCUUUGCUCUUGAAAAGAGGGGAUAUGUAAAAGCUGGGCCUUGGACUCCUGAAGCAACUGUAGAACACCCAGAAGCAGUUCGUCAGCUUCACCGGGAAUUCCUCAGAGCUGGAUCUAAUGUUCUGCAGACAUUCACCUUUUACGCCAGUGAGGACAAACUAGAGAACAGGGGCAAUUAUGUAGCUGAAAAAAUAAGUUGCCAGAAAGUGAAUGAAGCUGCUUGUGACAUUGCAAGAGAAGUGGCUAAUGAAGGGGAUGCUUUGGUGGCUGGAGGAGUCAGUCAAACACCAUCAUACUUAAGUUGCAAGGAUAAAACAGAGGUUAAAGCAGCCUUUCAAAAACAACUAGAGGUCUUUAUGAAAAAGAAUGUGGACUUCCUAAUUGCAGAGUAUUUUGAACAUGUUGAAGAGGCCGUGUGGGCAGUUGAAGUUCUAAAAGAAUCUGGAAAGCCAGUUGCAGCUACAAUGUGCAUUGGUCCAGAAGGAGACAUGCAUGGAGUGUCCCCUGGACAAUGUGCUGUCCAGCUGGUAAAGGCUGGUGCUUCUAUUGUUGGAGUCAACUGCCAUUUUGAUCCAGAAACUUCCCUGGAAACUGUGAAACUGAUGAAAGAGGGCUUGCAGGCUGCUAAACUGAAAGCCCACCUGAUGUCCCAACCACUUGCUUUCCAUACACCUGAUUGUGGAAAGCAGGGUUUUAUUGAUCUUCCAGAAUUUCCCUUUGGUCUGGAGCCAAGAAUUGUAACCAGAUGGGACAUUCAAAAAUAUGCAAGAAAGGCCUAUGACUUAGGAAUUCGUUUCAUUGGAGGCUGCUGUGGAUUUGAGCCAUAUCACAUCCGAGCAAUAGCUGAGGAGCUGGCUCCCGAAAGAGGAUUUUUGCCAGAAGCUUCUGAGAAACAUGGUAGCUGGGGCGAUAACCUGAGCAUGCAUACCAAACCCUGGGUCAGAGCAAGGGCAAGAAAAGAAUACUGGGAGAACCUGAAGCCUGCUUCAGGAAGGCCAUAUUGUCCUUCCAUGUCAAAGCCAGAUGGCUGGGGAGUGACCAAAGGAGCCAGGGAGCUGAUGCAACAGAAAGAAGCAACAACUGAACAACAGCUGAAGGAGCUCUUCCAGAAACAGAAGAUCUAAUCCACUGCAGUUGUGUAAAUGUUAGAAUGAUUAAUCUAUAGACCAUUUCAUGCUUCACAAGAAAAUCAGUGAAGACGAGUACUCUGCUGAUUUAUUACUUAAAAUGUCAUGAAAGAGACAAAAUGCAGAAAGAAUAUGAUUACAGAGUAAAUGUGGCAAACUUUGAUAAUAAAAUCUUUCUCUAGACAAAUAGUUUAGAGAAUACAUAGUCAAAAGUAAGUUUGGAUUCUCAUAAUAAUUGAGCUUCUGUUAGCUAGGUGCCAUUAAUUGAAUAGGCACAUAAAUACCUGGAAAGUAGUAAUUGGCUCAACUCACAUGUGCAAAGGGGAAAAGCCAUCUCUAAAUAAGGUAUCAACAGACUUCAACUCCCAAGUCUGUUUUCAGUUUGGGAUUAUUUAGGAGCUUCCUCAGACCUCAAGAUUUGUUGAGGACUACUGCAAGGACACACAAGCUGCCAAUACUUCAGACACACAAUUAUUUGUAACACUUCCUUGAUUUCAAAAGAAUAAAAGGAAACUGAAAAAUACAUCUUGUAAUAGCAAUCAAAACAUAAGGAGAAUGAGAUCUUGCAGAAAUUUCUUAUAUGCAAGGAGAAAGGUUAAAAGAACUUUUAGGAAAGAAAAAUGACAUGUAAAUAACUCACUGCUUUUGUCUCAAGGUACCGCAUGCACAAGAUUUCCUCUUCUGGAGACUAAAAGUCUUAAGAAAUUACUCUGCAAUUAAAAAAAAAAGUCAAAUAAAUUAAAAA
Molecule: messenger RNA, 2052 nt
Organism: Neopelma chrysocephalum (saffron-crested tyrant-manakin)
Lineage: Eukaryota; Metazoa; Chordata; Aves; Passeriformes; Pipridae
Product: betaine--homocysteine S-methyltransferase 1
Exons: 8
Coding region: 87-1304 (405 amino acids)
Molecular function (GO): zinc ion binding; betaine-homocysteine S-methyltransferase activity
Source: RefSeq, a predicted model, not a curated record